Molecule: messenger RNA, 4997 nt
Organism: Ahaetulla prasina
Lineage: Eukaryota; Metazoa; Chordata; Lepidosauria; Squamata; Colubridae
Gene: KLF3
Product: KLF transcription factor 3
Exons: 6
Coding region: 641-1675 (344 amino acids)
Biological process (GO): regulation of transcription by RNA polymerase II
Molecular function (GO): RNA polymerase II cis-regulatory region sequence-specific DNA binding; DNA-binding transcription factor activity, RNA polymerase II-specific
Source: RefSeq, a predicted model, not a curated record
GCAAGGGGGGUAAUUAAAGCCGCCGGCUGGGACAGGCAGGCAGGCAGCAUCGCUUCUGCCUCCCGGGGCCAAGCAGGGGCAGAGCCGGGGCUGUGCCCGACUUGUUUGUGUGCGAAGGAGGCGGCCCAGCCCAGCAGGGACUGCCGGCCGCGCCCCGACCCCUGGCUGGGCUUGCGGUGCGCGGAAGCCUCGCCCCAGCCAAGCCGGGGAGGGGAAGGGAGACGCCCUGCCUGCUCAGCCGGCUGAGUGAUCGGCGCGCCCCGCCCGGACCCUCCCUGCCCGCCUGCCUGCCUGCCUGCCUCUCCCCUCCCCGCCCCUCUUAGUUACCCCGCCGGCCGAAGGAGCCUGGCACAGCCAGCCAGCCAGCCAGCCAGCCGGGCCGGCGUCAUGUGACAGCGCUGCCUAGUGCCAGGAGCCCGGGUGGUGGUGGGGGGGGAAAGCCAAGCGCAGGAGGUGGCCCGCCUGCUGGAGAGAGAGAGAGAGACAGAGAGAGAGAAAGAGAGAGAAAGAGGGAGGAAGAAAAAAACCCCAAGGCGGCCCGAGCCCACCAGCCAGCCAGCCAGCCAGCCUCAGCAGCGCCAACUUCAGAGGUUGGUUGCUUUGACAAGUCCAAAAUCCAAGGUAUUUAUCUCGAAAGAAAAUGUUAAUGUUUGACCCCGUCCCUAUCAAACAAGAAGCAAUGGAGCCAAUUCCAGUGUCGUUCAACUCUACUUACAUGGACCACAUGAAGUCCAACAAGUACAGUGUCAUCUACUCCACGCCGGAGAUGAUGUCCAAUAAGUUCUACCAGAUUCCAGAUGGACUUUGCAGUGGGGUUCAGGUGGAGCCUGUUGACCUUACCAUGAACAAACGGAGUUCACCGCCGUCCGCUGGGAAUUCUCCUUCCUCCUUCAAAUUCCAGACUCUAGCCCGGAGAUCUUCCCCUGGGUUAUUAAAUCUGCCCUCAUCCAGCCCUACCGUAAAGAAAUUAGGUCCACCAGGAAUGCAGCCUUUCACUAUGCCCUUAACGAUUCCACCAGUGAUGGCGGCCCUUUCCCGUCAUGGACUAAGGAGUCCCGGAAUACUCCCAGUUAUUCAGCCCCUUGUCGUACAACCCGUCCCUUUUAUGUACACCUCUCACCUUCAACAGCCUAUCAUGGUGUCCACCGUUCUUCCCGAAGAGUUGGAAAACCCAAGCAGCGUCCCAGUAUCCGUCAUCGAAUCGUACGAAAAGCCAGCGCUAACGAAAUCUAUCAAGAUAGAACCAGGCUUGGAAUCGCCAAGAAAUGACUACUAUCCGGAGCAAAUGUCUCCUCCUGUGAUGACCUCAUUGUCACCUCCCAUGCUGCAAGAGAAUCAUCCUUCAGUUAUAGUCCAGCCUGGGAAGAGACCUCUACCGGUGGAAUCGCCAGACACGCAAAGGAAGCGACGGAUACAUCGGUGUGAUUACGAAGGCUGCAACAAGGUGUACACGAAAAGCUCUCAUUUAAAAGCCCAUAGAAGAACACACACAGGUGAAAAGCCUUACAAAUGUACUUGGGAAGGUUGCACGUGGAAGUUUGCUCGAUCGGACGAACUAACGCGGCACUUCCGGAAACAUACCGGAGUUAAACCGUUCCAGUGUCCGGACUGUGAUCGCAGUUUCUCUCGCUCUGACCAUCUCGCCCUCCAUCGGAAACGCCACAUGCUCGUCUGAACUUCUCACUUCUCUGCCCUUUUCCGUUUUUUUUUUUCCCCUUUCUUUUUCUUUUUUAUUUUUUACCUCAGCAUUUUAAUUCAGAUUCAGCUGGACUGGAUCUUUGGAUUUUUAUCUCCUCGCAACCUUUCUUGAUGGUCAGUUUAAAAAAAAAAAUGUUUGCUUGGCCCUUCUCGGAUUCUUGCCGUCGGACAGACCGAAAGAAUGUGAACAUUUUUUGUGUGUUUUGUUUGUUUCCUGGGGGAUGCUAAGCAACCCCUCAUUUGCCAGCGAAUAGAUUAUAUUUCCUUCAGACUUAAGACAUCUUAUAAUCAAGCGGAUUAGUUUUGCCAUUUAAUCAGCCAGUAUAUAUAUCGAUGAUACAGUUACUGGUUUUUGUUUUCCUGAAAUCCAGUUUGCUAAUCCUUGCCAGAGACUCGGUGUGCCUGUCAUAAAAGCACGCACGUCUCAUCUUUAUGCCCAGCAAUGCAAUGAAUGGAUAUUUUUUUGAAUAUGGUUGGUUAAGAGAAGCAUAUUCCAGAAGAAUAUUUUAUUUUUUUUGGAUGCAGAAAAUGAAAUCCUCAACCCUGGGAAUGAAUGAAAAUAUAUAUAUAUAUUUCCACUUAUCAGCAAAAAGCAGGCGUCCAUGCAGAUGUCGCAUAUCCUGAUCAAUGUUGCCUUUUGUGUGUGUGUGUGUGUGUUGGGAGGGUUGUGUAAGUUGUCCUUUUGUUUUGCCUGGGAAUCGAGUGUCUUGGUAGAUUCACUGAGCAAACCCUUUCGGUGGGAUGCAGUGAUCUGUUUUUGUCAUGCAACUGUGUGAAUGGGACACACAUGGUACUCCUUGUGGUGUGACAUUCAUUGAUAAAAUUGAUUUAAAAAUCUACCUCGCUGGGGAAGUGUGGCAGGCAUAGAAAUUUUUUCUCCACGCCUCGGCAUUUCCUGCCCUCGAGAACACCUUGAUCUGCCUUAGCUGAGAAAAAGCCACCGUUCCAGCAAAAUAAAUUCAGCUCUUCCUUGUUAGAAACAAAUUUUCCACCCGAGACCUUUCCAAUAUUCCUAUGAUCCGGGAGACAAAGAUUUGCUUCAUUGAAGCACUUCCAGAGAGCGUAGGAUUUGGUCGCAAUGAUCACCAACUAAAAACUCGGAACCCCGCCAAACCGUUUUACCAGCUCGUUUGAAAACUUCAGCGGACCAGCCCUCGCCAAGUAUUUUUGUAAUACCUUCUCAGUAUCGAUAAUUUUCCAAAAUAAUAAUAAUAAUUUUGAAAGAUUAGAUAGUUUCAUCCUAUAAAUCUUCCGUAUCUUCAGAGAUGCAAUUUUUAUAUUUAUAUUAAGGAAAUGAGACUCGCCGUAAUCCACCAGCAUCCUGUCCUUUUGCAGUCUAUGGUUAAAUUUGUGGGAACUGUGUCUUUCGUAUGUAGGAAAAAAAGGAAAGAGUUUUGUUUUUUUAAAGGAAGCCAACGAAGACGACAACAACCAGAGGAAUGAGCAGGAGAGGAAGGGAUUGCAGAAUAUAAACUAAACACUUUAUAAACUAAAAAUCACAUACAUUUCGAGUAAAUAAUUGCUCAGGGGCAACUUGGCUUACUCAAAAUUGCUUGUUGUAUUGUUCCAUAAAUUGUACUUAGCUUCAGUUGUUCUGGUAUAAACUUUUUCUAGCACUUUCAUCAUUUCCUGUUCCCUCUCUUACUUUUUAAAAGUUGUAUUACCGAACUCUCAUUAAACCGGUGUGUAAUAUAGAACACUUUGACUGGACCACGUCCAUUGUUUCUGGUACAAAGGUUCUCACGCCUUAGUUAAGUCUUGCUCAGUUCCUCAAAAAAAAUCCAAAAACUAUUUAAAUUCCAAAUUAGCUGGCCUGGUCUCCUCUUCCCCAUCCUCACAUUUUUGAUAUUUCUGAAAUAAGAUUCUCACAAGAAGUAAGUUAUAGGUAGUCCUUCACCGCAGCUGGAAGCCGAAUUUACAUUGCUAAGCAAGGCCAUUCUUAAGGAAGUUGUGUCCGAUUUGUUAAGUGAAUCAUUGCAUUUGUUAAGUGAAUUAUUGCAUUUGUUAAGUAAAUUAUUGCAUUUGUUAAGUGAAUCAUGGAUUCCUUAAACAAAUCCCGACUUUCCCCAUGAACUUUGCUUAUCGAAAGCCGACUGGGAAGGGCAGGAAAGGUGUUCACAUGACCUUAGGUUGUUUUAGCAAUCCGGAGCAACCUAAUUUUGACCUGCAGUUGAGUAGAAUUGUGUUUCAAUGGUGUGCAACCAAAUGGGCAGCUGAGAGCUUUGACAGAAAAUUCAAUUUAUCUGAUACUUCAAAAAAAGGGCGAGCAAAGGCCCCUUUCUGGAAAUUGAAUUUAUGCAAUUAGUUCUUACCAUGCGUUUCAUUAUUAUGCCAAGAAUUUGAAAAUUGUGGAACGCAUACAGAGAUAAUCUUCGACUUAUGACCACAAUUGAGCCCAUAAUCUCUGUUGCUAAGCAAGACAAUUGUUAAGUGAGUUUUGCGACUUUCCUUGCCACCGUUGUUAAGUGAAUCACUGCCGUUAAUAAGUUAGUAAUACGGUGGUUGAGUAAAUCCGGCUUCCCCCAUUGACUUUGCUUGCGACCCUGGGACACGGCAACCGUCGUAAGUAUGAAUCUGUUGCCAAGCAUGCGAAUUUUGAUCACAUGAUCACAUGGAGGCUGCAACAAUUGAAAGUGUGAAAAAUGAUCAAGUGCUGUUGUGGCUUUGAACGGUCACUAAAUGAAUCAUCAUAAAUUGAGGGUUGCCUGUAUGUGCUUCUAAUUAUUCUUGCCCUAAGACAAACAAACAAUUGUCUAUUUCACUGAAAGAGGCAAAAAAGUCAGUUUUGGAGCUAAAUGGCAUGAUUAGCCGGUACUAGUAGUCCUCAACUUGCAACAGUUCACUUAAUGGCCAUUCGGAGUUACCACGGACCGAAAGAAGUGGCUUAUGACAGUUUUUCAAACUUACGACCAUUGAAGCAUCCCCAGGGUCACACGAUUUGCAGUCAUAUGCAUGGCAACCAACUCACAUUUAUGACGGUUGUAGCGUCUAGGGUCCCAUUUUGCAACCUUCUGACAAGCAAAGUCAAUGAGGAAUCCACAUUAAGAUUCACUUAACAACCGUGUCACUAAUUUAAGAAUGGCCGUGAUUCACUUAACAAAAUGUGGUGGGAAAAGUUGUAAAAACGGGGUAAAAUUCACUUAACGACGUACAUUUUGGGGCUCAAUUCUGGUCGUACGUGGAGGACUACCUGUCUAGUCCUGUAUAAUCUCCUAGCAUUUUCAAGGUAUUGGAGCAAUAACGGAAAUAUCUUUGUGCGAUCAAAGCAGGGUGAGGCUGAAUUCAAAAUUAACGGAAAA